GGCCAAAGCGGAAGCCGCGUGGUCUCCGCGAGCCUCCUGCCACAGGUCAGCGCGACUGGAGAGAGCCUAGUUCGGAGGAGAGGAUGUGGCUGUGCUGACAUCUGCACGCCAGCGGUUUAACUGGAGGACGACCGCAGGCAGGCGGGCAGGAAAACGGCCCCGGCGACUUCGAGGAACCUCCGAGACAUGUAACCCUCCCGAGAAGAUGGUUGUGUCCUGACCCCGGAGUCAAGCCCGCGACGGUGCCUCCGUGCUGCUCGCCGUCAUGAGGGGGCGCUGCUCCCGAAAGCUGGGCGUGCUGGCCAAGGCCGGCGUCCUGCUGUGCGUGCUGUGGCUGGGGUACCUUGUGUUGGAGCGAGCCUCUUUCCCCUCGUCUCCCUCCGCCGACGAAGACGAGGAGGAGCGCAAUCUCCAGGCCAGGCAGCUGGAAGUGGAGGAGAGCGGGAUAGACGGGCAGCUGGCCAGGCCCCUCUACAUUAAGCCGCCGGCAGACAGCAAGGCGCCGGGCGAGUGGGGUCGGGCCACUCACCUCAACCUCGGCCCUGAAGAAAAGAAACGGGAGGAGGAGAGCGUGGAGCGCUACGCCAUCAAUAUUUACGUCAGCGACAAGAUCUCCCUCCAUCGGCACAUCCAGGACCACAGAAUGAACGAAUGCCAGGCUAAGAAGUUUAACUACCGACAUUUACCUACCACCUCCGUCAUCAUAGCCUUCUACAACGAGGCCUGGUCCACUCUGCUGAGGACGAUUCACAGCGUGCUGGAGACCACACCUGCCAUCCUGCUGAAGGAGAUCAUCCUAAUCGACGACUUCAGCGACCGAGUCUACCUGAAAGCCCAGCUAGCUGAAUACAUCAGCAACCUGCAGCGCGUGCGUCUCAUCCGCACAAACAAAAGGGAAGGCCUGGUACGGGCCCGUCUCAUCGGCGCCACCUAUGCUACGGGGGAUGUUCUGACGUUUCUGGAUUGCCACUGCGAGUGUGUCCCUGGCUGGAUCGAGCCUCUGCUGGAAAGGAUCGCUGAGAACGCCAGCACCAUAGUGUGUCCUGUGAUCGACACCAUCGACUGGAACAGCUUUGAGUUUUACAUGCAGACAGACGAGCCGAUGAUCGGAGGCUUUGACUGGAGACUCACCUUUCAGUGGCACUCUGUUCCUGAAGCGGAACGCAAGCGGCGAAAGUCUCGCAUUGAGCCCAUCAGGUCUCCCACCAUGGCAGGUGGAUUAUUUGCUGUGAGCAAAGCCUAUUUUGAAUACCUCGGCACAUAUGACACUGGCAUGGAGGUGUGGGGAGGAGAGAACCUGGAACUUUCCUUCAGGGUGUGGCAGUGUGGAGGCAGUCUGGAGAUCCAUCCCUGCUCCCACGUUGGCCACGUGUUCCCUAAAAAGGCGCCGUACGCACGGCCCAACUUCCUCCAGAACACCGUACGGGCCGCAGAGGUUUGGAUGGGCUCCUAUAAACAGCACUUCUACAACAGGAACCCUCCAGCCAGAAAGGAGAACUACGGGGACAUCUCACUGAGGGCGCAGCUGCGGGACAAGCUCAAAUGCCAAAGCUUCGAAUGGUAUCUGAAGAACGUCUACCCGGACCUGCACGUCCCCGAGGACAGGGAAGGCUGGCACGGAGCCGUCCGCAGCUCAGGGUUACAAUCAGAGUGCCUUGAUUACAACGCUCCAGAUCACAAUCCCACUGGAGCACAGCUCUCUCUGUUUGGCUGCCAUGGCCAGGGAGGCAACCAGUACUUUGAAUACACUUCCCAGAAGGAAAUCCGUUUCAACUCGGUGACGGAGCUGUGUGCGGAAGUACUUGACGCGCACACCUCCAUCGGAAUGAGGCGCUGUCCUCGGGAUGGAGAAGCGAAGCCUCCCAGUAUCAUAUGGGAGUUCAAACAGGACGGGACCAUCUACCACCCUCACUCGGACAUGUGCGUGACGGCGUACCGCACCACGGAGGGACGCACGGACGCACAGAUGAGGCGCUGCAACCCGGCCGACAGGAGCCAGCUGUGGAAGUUCGAGUGGUAGAAAGAGGGAUUAAGACUUCAGCAGGAGAGCUCAAGUGACCUUCUGUGACCUUUGUGCAAUUACUACACUGGAGGGCUUUUCCGUUACCCCCAAUUUCCUCACUCCCCGAGUUUGUAUUGGAUCGAACUGGGAGCAGGGAACAGAAAGGUCUUGAAAAUGUCACUUUAAGCCAGUGAUUUGCUCCACUGAUUGCUCGCAUGAGUGCAGAGUUGCCGAGAAUUGCAAUUGUAUCAGAACCUUUUCUUUUUUUUCUGUUUUUUUUUUUUAAACCAACUGUUUUUAUCCGAGCACUUGUGAAACAAGAACGGAGGACAUCACAACCCUUUGAUUUCCUGCAACAGGAUGUGAGGAGCGAAAUGGAUUUGGACCGCCUUGCACAUGAAUCAAGAAGCUUAAGACGAUUAACUGUUGGGUCUGCAACAAAGUCAGAAUUGCACUGCUAAGUUUUCCGUGCAAUUUAUGUCGUGUCGCGUUAAAUUCUCUUGUCUUUGUACGCAGUUGUCGAAUGAUGUAAAAAAAAAAAAAAAAAAAGUAUGAAUGUCGGCUGCUAAACCCAAGAGCUCAGAAUGUAAGGUCGGCAGCAUUUUGCACUGCACCGCUGAUUUCCCGACAUGCCCCGUCAUGUGAGAGGAACAGGGAGAAGGAAGGAGGGAGCGUGGGGUUGUCAUACUACACUCGCCUCUCAACUCUAUCCCCCCCCGCCUGUGGUGCCAGUUUUACGGCAAAAGUUGUGCCUGAACAGGACUUGAAGAAUUCAUUAAGCUCUCAGAGUGAAGUGCGUUUCGCCCCAGCCAGCCCAGCGGUUCGACGGGAAUGUUUUUAAUCUAUUCUUACCCGCUGUGCACGUCUGAGGAUGCCCUUUUAACCCACCCGUCAGUCUGCCUGAGGAAAACCCUGUCAUCGUAAAACACCUGCACGUGCCAAAAUGCAAAGUGCCAACCUGUGUGGGAUUUUUAUUUUGGAGCAUUUCUUUUAAUGGGGAAGAAAAACUGAAAUAAGAAUAAACUGUAUUUUGUUUUGUCACACACAUACACACCGCACACACAAAGCCUUAAAGGGGGGGAGCACCUGUACGUGCCUUUAUUUUUGAGACUCUUGUGAUUGGACUGUACUUGAAAAUCCAUCCAUCCAAAAAAAAAAAAAGAAAUGUUUUAGGUUAUGUCGGGAUUUAAGGACCCCAAGGUACAGCGCAACUGCUGAUGUGACUGCGAGCCAGUAGCGGUUUCUUUACUCGGCUCUUUAGUCUGUAGCUCGUUUCUGAAUAUGAGAUAUUCACUACGUACAGCUGGAAACAUUUAACAUGGCUUCUGUGUUGUGUUGCCUUUGUAAAUAACGUGCAGUUUUAGGGGACCAAAGGGGACAGUGCUAAUGUAAAGCUCUGAAACUACUGAAAAUGUAAAUUGAGAAAAAAAAAGGGAAGUGGAUCACUUUAAAUAGAUGGGAUGGAUUAAAGGGAAAAGGGAUGGAGAAGAUUAAUUUGUUGGGAUUAAUAAAUAAAAGUCUAACCACAAA
Molecule: messenger RNA, 3532 nt
Organism: Fundulus heteroclitus (mummichog)
Lineage: Eukaryota; Metazoa; Chordata; Actinopteri; Cyprinodontiformes; Fundulidae
Gene: galnt4
Product: POC1 centriolar protein homolog B (Chlamydomonas), like
Exons: 11
Coding region: 266-2020 (584 amino acids)
Cellular component (GO): Golgi apparatus
Source: RefSeq, a predicted model, not a curated record